This is a messenger RNA of Trichophyton rubrum CBS 118892, 1380 nucleotides long. RefSeq names its product phosphoserine phosphatase SerB. Lineage: Eukaryota; Fungi; Ascomycota; Eurotiomycetes; Onygenales; Arthrodermataceae. The record is from RefSeq and is a predicted model, not a curated record. The transcript has 3 exons. Gene Ontology annotation, biological process: dephosphorylation; L-serine biosynthetic process. The coding region runs from base 1 to 1380 and encodes 459 amino acids. Gene Ontology annotation, molecular function: L-phosphoserine phosphatase activity; magnesium ion binding. Gene Ontology annotation, cellular component: cytoplasm.
AUGUCGGAGCGAGCUCCUCGUGGCACCCGCCCCAGUCUCCGCCGCGGUGCCGUCUCGCACUCGUUCAUCCAUGAUCACCAGCAGUACAAGCCUGCAGCCUCCCCGCCUUCCUACCAGCCAGAGCUUGGCGCCUCCAUCUCGGGUACCCUGGAGGACCCCAAGGUCAAGGAGAGCGGCAUCGUUCACUCGCUCUUCGGUGAUGCUCUGGCUGCGCUGCCAGCAGACACCCCCAAGCUAGUCGCAACCAUCUUCUAUGUCGGCGACCAGAGCAAGAAUGGCGGCAGGAGCAACAGCAACAGCAACAGCAACAAGAACUCUUCGGCUGACUUGCCUACUGCAGAAGAUCCUCUCGAGCCAGCUGCUCCAUCCUUGCCUCUAGAUGCGCUGUAUGGUUGUCAUGUCUCCCAGCUGUGUCUGACGAGCUUCAUACAGAUGAUCGAAAGUCUCUCGCAUCCGUACAGGCGCAUGUCCAGCUCGCACAAAUGUCUUGACAGGCAGGAUAACCCUCGCGUUGUUGAGGUCACCAUCACCCCGCCGCCCAGUGGUGAAUACCUCUCCUUUGACGAGCUGCGCAAACAUGAGAGCAUCUGGAGGUUUGAGCGGACCUGGAACGUGGAGGUUGUCCUGCAGAUGGAGAAUGUCUGGCGGCGUUACAAGCGCCUUGCCGUAUUUGAUAUGGACAGUACCCUCAUCCAACAGGAGGUCAUCGACGAGAUUGCCAGAGUCACUGGAGUAGAAAAGGAGGUAUCCGAGAUAACGGAGCGUGCUAUGAACGGCGAGCUAGACUUUGAGGCCUCUCUCAAAGCUAGGGUAGCUCUUCUCAAAGGAACACCUGCUGAUGUAUUUGACAAGCUCAAGUCCAUCAUUACUAUCUCUCCAGGUGCCCGAGAGCUCUGCACCGCGCUCCGGAAACUUGGAUACAAGACUGCAGUUCUCAGCGGUGGAUUUCAGCCACUCGCUGACUUUCUCGCCGAUCAACUGGGCUUGGACUACGCAGUUGCUAACCACCUCGUAAUCGACGAAGCCACCCAGACACUCACCGGCACUCUCUCACCGGAUCAUCCCAUAGUAGACGCUAAACAAAAACGCUCGCUACUCCGAGCCCUUGCACUUAAAAAUGGCGUAGAUAUGCCUCAGACUCUCGCAGUAGGUGACGGCGCUAAUGAUCUGCUUAUGCUAAAGGAGGCGGGGUUGGGAGUUGCAUGGUGCGCAAAAAGCAUGGUGCAGUUGGAAGCACCAACGAAGCUGAAUGGAGAGUCUCUCUCUGAUAUCUUGUACCUUCUCGGGUUGAGCGAGCAGGAGGUCCAGUCGUUGAUAGUGGGCCCGUCUGUCGACGAGUCGUCGAUGAAGGAGUUGGCCAUAACGGAGCGGUCAUCGUAG